This is a messenger RNA of Pyrus x bretschneideri (Chinese white pear), 1988 nucleotides long. Its product is annotated as nudix hydrolase 2. Gene Ontology annotation, molecular function: NADH pyrophosphatase activity; ADP-ribose diphosphatase activity; NAD binding. The record is from RefSeq and is a predicted model, not a curated record. NCBI's taxonomy places the organism in Eukaryota, Viridiplantae, Streptophyta, Magnoliopsida, Rosales, Rosaceae.
AAUCAAAAUCCAUAUAAGAUUGUAAAAUACAUUAAAUUUUUUUGAAAUAAGUCACAUAAAAAAAUUCAUUACAAUGAUCUGAAAUACAAAUUGACGAUACCUUUAAUGUAGAAUAUCGUUUUAUUUUAUACUAAUUAAUAAAGAUUUUUAUUUUGAAUGCCAACCGUUUCACGCCAAUUGUAUUUUUACCACGUAUUCACGCAAGUUUGAAGAAACAAUGAGCAGAUGCAGCCUCUUUUUCAUGUGUUACUAAUCUGACCAACCAUUAUUAUAUUACUCUCUUCGAAAUUGGCAACGUUGACCAAAUACCGUGCCAAAACUGCAAUAGGCUACGCGUUCAAAGACGCAAAAACCCAGCAGAGGCAGCACCAGAAGGAACCGAGAAAAUUUAUCAUUUCUUCUUCGCAGAAAAAGCAUAAAAUCUGUUCUCACCGUCAGAACAGACGAAUCAACUUUCUCCAACUGACACGCGUUUUGAUUCUUAAGUACGCGUGCGUGGGUGCGUGUAUAUAUAUUGAUGCAGAUGUUGAGAGCCACCACCAAGAUUUUGCCAUAUCUUUCUUCUGCAGACAAAGGUUCUUCUGCGUCUUCUGUUGUCGCCCAUCAUCAUUAUUUAACAAAGAGGCCUUGCUUUGGAACUCUUUCACCUUCCUCACCAUCCUUGCCUGGCUUUCGCAAAGAUUCAAAAGAUAUUCCACACUUGAUUCAAGCCAUGUCGGUUUCAACGAAUUCACCCUCCGUUGCACAACAAGCCGUGCCUGAAAAUGAAGUCGAACAAGUUGAGUUGCUCGCUGCAGUUGAGGAUUUAUAUGGAGGAGUUGUUGUGGACGUGACCGAACCUAUUGAUUCUGCGGUUUUCGCCUCUUUGCUCCAAGCUUCCAUAUCGCAAUGGAGGCAAAAGGGGAAGAAGGGCGUUUGGAUCAAAUUGCCUAUCGAACGGUCAAACCUUGUUGAUGCCGCAGUUAAGGAAGGCUUUAGGUACCACCAUGCUGAAUCAGAUUACUUAAUGCUUGUACGUUGGAUUUCCGAAACUGAUGAUACUCUCCCUGCAAAUGCUUCGCACCGAGUGGGCAUUGGCGCUUUUGUCAUGAACAGUAAGAGGGAGGUGCUUGUGGUUCAGGAGUUAAGUGGCAGAUUCAGCAAUACAGAUGUGUGGAAGAUGCCAACUGGGGUUGUCAAUGAAGGUGAGGAUAUCUGCGAAGCUGCUGUUAGAGAGGUUAAAGAAGAGACAGGAAUUGAUACGGAGUUUGUGGAGGUUUUAGCUUUUAGGCAAAGCCACAAGUCAUUCUUUCGAAAGUCAGAUUUGUUCAUUGUUUGCAUGUUGACCCCAAAAUCCUUUGACAUCCAAGAGCAGAACUUGGAGAUUGAGGCAGCCCAGUGGAUGCCAGUUGCGGACUAUGCAGCUCAACCCUUUGUUAAGAAAAACAAACUCUUUGACUAUAUAGCAAAAAUAUGCUUGGCAAAAUCAGACAAGAACUAUGUCGGUUUUACUGCGCUGGGUACAACUACAUCCUCUGGAAAAAGAAGCUACCUGUACUAUAACAACCGGGAUAUGGAAAACCUACUGGCCACCGGUGAUCCUCAGUAGAUAACGUUGACCUCUACUUCGAUAAUAUAUACAUAUAUAUGUGUGUACUACCGGUGAUCUGCGAUAGAAAUGGUACCUCUACUCCAUAUAUGUUAUUGGACGAGGUCAACGUUUCUGCUGCAGAUCACCAGUAGUGUGUGUGUGUAUAUAUAGUUGCAACAACAGUUAGUAUAAAUUCCUAGCUAUCUAAAUAAUGGUUCCUGUAUAGAUCGAUGUUUUUUACAUUGCUUUAUACAAUGAUAAGCUCAAUUACUUGUGUGCUGAGUCACAUAUUCGAUUUAUAUGUUGAUUGUUUUUUACUGCAAGCUGUAUUGCUCUUCGAAUUGUCGUAGGUCAGGAACCUGCUAAUGGAUUUGCAAUUUGCUUCAAUAUAAUAAAAUAUACAAGUUGUUCUAUUGUA